AUUCAACCAAAGGAACCACCAUGAUUUCAUUUAUUCUCAGUCUGCAAGUUGCAAUUUUCCUGCCUAUUUCACUUUCCUAUGAACUUAAAGAACAUGAUGCCCUUUGUGGACCAAGUGACUCAUGUUAUGCAGUCUUUUACCAGCGACGUACUUUCCUGGAGUCUUGGAGAGCUUGUCGAGAAAGAGGUGGCAACCUAGCAACUGUCAAAAAUGCUCAGGAAGCAUCUUUAGUUGAACAACUUCUUACUUCCUCAACAGGUUCCCGCAGUGAUGGAGACCUGCAACUAAGGCUUUGGAUUGGCUUGCAGCGUCAGCCCAGGCAGUGUGCUCCUCAAAAGCCUUUGCGUGGCUUCACGUGGACCACUGGAGACCAAGACACAGCUUACACUAACUGGGUUACCCAAGCAGUGUCAGCAUCGUCCACAAGUUCCUGUUCAGCUCCACGAUGUGUGGCAAUUGGAUUGGGCUAUGGUAAACCAGAAGAUGAUUUUAAAUGGCUAGAAGGAUCUUGUACAUUACCUGUUGAUGGUUUUGUAUGCAAGUUUCGCUAUCAAGGAUUGUGUUCAACUUUGACUGAAGUAUCUGUUCGCUAUUCUGUACCCUUUGGCUACGAGGGUACCUGGCUAGACUUGCUUCCAUUUGGUACUGUUGCAACAGUGUCAUGUGAAGGGCAACAUCAGAGUACGUCUGUCCUCUGCAUGUUAAAGGAGGAUGGUACAGUGGGAUGGAACAAGAAUGAACCUUUUUGCCAAAGUCCUGAAGACUUACAAUGCCAGGAAUGUCAGCAACUGUGUGAUAGAGGAGUUUGUAGCUGUCAAGAUGGGUAUGUACUUCAGCCAGAUGGACACUCCUGUGAACCAGAGGAUGACCACAAUUAUGAAGCACAAGGAUGCCCUUGUCAAUAUCAGUGCAUAGCUGGAACAAAUGGCCAGGGUUACCAAUGCAUAUGUCCAGAAGGCUAUGAACUGGCUGCUGAUGAACAUAGUUGUGAAGAUGUAGACGAAUGUGAAGAUGAAGAAACAUGUGAACACUCCUGUCAAAAUACUCUGGGCUCAUAUACUUGCUCUUGUGACUUGGGUUUUACUGUUGCAGAAGAUGAUCCUGAGCGCUGCGUAGAUAUAGAUGAAUGUCGUAUUGCUCGUAUGUGCCAACAAAUGUGUGUGAACUAUAUUGGGGGCUUUGAGUGCUACUGUAGUGAGGGCUAUGAACUGGAUGUGGAUCGUGUGAGCUGCAAACCUUUGGAUUUAAUAGAGCCUAGACAUGAGCCAAAUCCAUCUGUGACCAGAAUUUUUGAUCAGGAACUGGAGACUUUUGAUACAGCAACCGAGGGUUGGUACUGGGAAGACCUAUAUGACACAGAAACUCCUGCUCGGAGUUACACAGACCAACCAACAACACCCUUUAAAAAAGAAACAACGACUGUGGGGCCAACUAUGAACAAAAUAUCUGAGACAACAACAUACCUACUAGACUUGGAAAACCACAUGGAAAUAACAGCUUCACCCACUGUUACCCAAGCUCAGACUAUGCCACCAUCCUAUAAGAUGGAUAAAAUCAGAAGAACCACUUUCCAAACUAACCCCCCUAGGUUUUUUUUAUCUUCAACAAUUCCUGCAAAGUACUUAUCAACCACAUUACCGAAAGAUGAAUCGAGUGUUGAUGAAUGGCAGAGGGAAAAGUUCACAUCUGCUAUAUACACAACAGUACCAUCCAAAACCAUUACAGCUUUGGAGCAGGCUAGGAUAUCAACCACGGAACCUUACAUUUUCCCAGAAGAUGAUAAUCCAACAACAACAGAAGUGCCAACAACCGGAGUACGUAUAAAUAUAAACACAGUGUCUUCAUUGGACCUAUCAUUGUCUAAUCAUAUUGGAAAUGCUGUAUCGCCCGAUAUAUCAUCUAUUUCUUCCAACACAUCCCAAGAAUCAAAGGGAAAAAGGGACAAUCGAUGGUUGGUGGUAGCCUUACUUGUUCCUCUGUGUGUUUUUCUGGUAAUUAUGUUAGCACUUGGUAUUGUGUACUGUACACGUUGUGGAGGGGAAACAAAACCUCGAAGUGUCACUGACUGCUAUCACUGGGUAACAGGUGGUGGGCCUGAGAAAGGCCUUCCUCCUUCAGGGGUAGAUAUAUCCAACAAUCGAGGAGGUGUUUAAAGAACCAUGAGGAUUCUAGAAUUUUAAAUUAGAAAAUUAGCACUAAAUGUGGUACUCUUAUGGGUGAAUAUUUUGUCUGGGCUUGGUACAGAUAA
This is a messenger RNA of Nanorana parkeri, 2248 nucleotides long. RefSeq names its product CD248 molecule (gene CD248). The transcript has a single exon. The record is from RefSeq and is a predicted model, not a curated record. Gene Ontology annotation, cellular component: external side of plasma membrane; extracellular matrix. NCBI's taxonomy places the organism in Eukaryota, Metazoa, Chordata, Amphibia, Anura, Dicroglossidae. Gene Ontology annotation, biological process: cell migration. Gene Ontology annotation, molecular function: extracellular matrix protein binding; extracellular matrix binding; calcium ion binding. The coding region runs from base 21 to 2153 and encodes 710 amino acids.